This is a messenger RNA of Ilyonectria robusta, 3723 nucleotides long. RefSeq lists its product as uncharacterized. The coding region runs from base 437 to 3445 and encodes 1002 amino acids. The record is from RefSeq and is a predicted model, not a curated record. Gene Ontology annotation, cellular component: cytoplasm. The transcript has 3 exons. Gene Ontology annotation, biological process: proteolysis. Lineage: Eukaryota; Fungi; Ascomycota; Sordariomycetes; Hypocreales; Nectriaceae. Gene Ontology annotation, molecular function: calcium-dependent cysteine-type endopeptidase activity.
GCCUCGCCUGCUCCAUCCCGUGUGGCGGCGACUCAGGCAGCCCAUUGACUAUUGACUACCUAUUGUUCGUAUCUCCGUAGUCUGUCCCGGCCCUGCACCACCUUGCCUAUAUAACCAUGGCCCCUCCGAGCUCGCACCGCCAUUUCCCAUGACUCUGUGACCGCCUCCGUCCUUUGACUGUUCUCGUUUCCCUCUCAUUUCUAUCUCGCUUCCAUCUCGUUUCCAUUCCCUUUUCGUUACACAGCAUUGGUCUUGUCCUUCUACUUUUGCUGUAUACUACCCCUCAGCGCGUCCCUUCGUCGUCUCUUAUCUCGACCUUGGCGUCUCUGUCCACGCGACCCCCACCCAGUACCUAGCAUUCUCCAUCCUCCCCCAGAUUUGUCACACCUCCUUCAGUUCUGCCUCUUCUCUCCAGACGAAGAAUCACACCGCAAUCAUGCACGGCUACAGCUCAUCCGAGGAGUCGGACGACCCGCGUCGGCCUCGUGCGCCGCCAGCAACGACGACCACUACACAGGAUCAGAAGAAGCGCAAGAAGAAGAAGCUCCCCCCUCAAAAGUCCAUCAAUCGCAUUUGGAAGAAGUUCUCCAAGCGCAAGUUCCAAACUGCACUCGCCGUCCUGCCGUUUGAUCCCGUUCAACCCCCAGCCAUCUCCAACCAGCCCAAUGAGCUGCUAUCGGCCGGAUAUACUCGAGCUGCCGAGGAAUGUCGGCGCAAAGUUGAAAAGAUUAUCAAGGAGUGCAAGCGGGUGAAUAUGCGCUACCGAGACCCUGGUUGGGACCUUGAUUGGGAUCUCAAGUACGAAAAGGGCUACUGCCUGAACAGCCUGGGCGGCCAGAAGUUUGAGAUUGGACGAACCACCCUGUUGAGCGCAAAGGCCAAUGUGCCCAAGGCUGUGAAGCGAGUGCACCAGAUCUUCGAAAACCCCACCUUCAUGAAAGUCGUCGAUGGAGGCGAUUUGAAGCAGGGCGGCUUGGGCGAUUGCUGGAUCAUGUCCAGCAUGACCGCCCUCGCGAGUGUUGAGGACGGCAUCAAGCGCCUAUGUGUUGCCCAUAAUACGAAAAUCGGCAUCUACGGAUUCGUCUUUUACAGAGACGGCGAAUGGGUCUACUCCAUCAUCGACGACAAGCUGUACCUCAAGUCUCCAACCUGGGACUCUCCUAGCAUGCAGCGCGAUCUGCUGCAGCAAAUCGAUCGCGAGGACGUAGAGAAUGUGUACCGGAAAACCUAUCAGACUGGUUCCAAGGCACUUUUCUUCGCUCAGUGCAAGGACCAGAACGAGACCUGGGUGCCUCUUCUCGAGAAGGCAUACGCCAAGGCGCAUGGCGACUAUGCCAGCUUGUCUGGCGGCUGGAUCGGAGAAGGCCUGGAGGAUCUGUCUGGCGGUGUCACCACGGAACUUUUCACCUCUGAUAUCCUAGACACCGACGAGUUUUGGGAGAACGAGGUGUCACGUGUAAACGAGGAGUUCCUGUUCGGCGCCUCCACCGGCCUCCUCGAGUAUGGCUAUGGCGACCGCAAUGGCAUCUCAGAGGGCCACGCAUACGUCAUCAUGGAAGCCAGGACACUCAAGAGCGGCCAGCGCCUUGUCAAGCUUAGAAACCCUUGGGGCAAGGUCCGCAAGGGUCUCUGGGAGGGCGCGUGGAGCGAUGGCUCCAAGGAGUGGACAAGGGAGACGCAGGAGGAGCUUAACCACACAUUCGGCAGCGACUCGGUCUUCUGGAUCUCCUACGAAGACCUGAUCCGCAAAUACUCGCACUUUGAUCGAACUCGCCUCUUCCGAGACCCCGACUGGAGAUGCUGCCAGCGAUGGAUCGGCGUCGAUGUUCCAUGGAAGGCCGAGUAUCACGAAAAGUUUCACAUCAAGCUGACCAAGGACUCGCCUCUUGUCAUGGUCCUCUCCCAGCUAGAUAAACGAUACUUCAAGGGUCUCCACGGACAGUACAGCUUCCGUCUUCAUUUCCGCCUUCACUACCAGGAAAGUCCCGACGCUGAAGACUACAUUGUGCGAUCCCACGGCAACUACUUGAUGGACAGAUCCGUCUCGGUCGAGCUCCCAGACAUGCCUGCCGGCAAUUAUGUCGUUUACCUCAAGGUAACAGGCGAGCGAGAUUCGUCUCUCAAGUCCGUUGAGGAGGUGGUCAAGCGCGAGUGUUCGGAGCGGGUCGAGAACGAGAAGCUGGCUCAGGUCGGCUACGCCUACGACCUCGCCCACAGCAAGGCCUGGGACCACAUGGACAAGGUCGUGAAGCUGCGCAACAAGAAGGAGCAGGAGAAGGCAUCCGGCUGCCGUCAGAAGGAGCGUCGUAAGAUGUGGGAGAAGAGGCACGCUAAUCGCGAGGUCGCUAAGAAGCAGACUGAGAAGAACAAGGAGAAGAAACAGCGACGACGCGAGGUGUGGGAGGCUGCCCAGGACGCCAAGGAGAAGGCUGAGAAGGAAGCCCAGGCCAAAGCUGAGGCUGAAGCCGAAGCCAAAGCAGUGGAAGAGAAGACUGCUGAAGCAAAGGUAUCCAAUGACGAGAUUUCCUCCGAGGAGAAGAAGUCGGAUGUGAAGCUUGAGGCCGAGGACGACAAGACGACUGAGGAGAAGCCCUCCGAGAAGUCGGCCUCAGAAGACAACGAGACUCCUAUCGUGGUCGACAAGGAGGAUGGAUCUGAGGAGAAGACCUCGGAGCAGCAGGCUGAGGAUUCUGAAAAGUCAGACUCCAAGAACGUCGACGACUCCAAUGCAUCAGUGUCAACUAGCUCUCCCAUGGACACUCCCAAGUCCCAGGAUUCUUCCAUCGAUGUUUUGGCAGAGAAGAAGCAGGAGGUGCCACCUAUCAGCGGACCUCCUCCUCCUCCGGCGCCGCCGGCAGCCACUGAAGUCGAGGAGAAGAACAAGCCGGCCGUUUCUCGUCCCGCGUAUGAUUCGGCGGGCGAUUCCUCGGAUUCACCGGUCGAAGACUGGGAAGAGCUCUACAGCAGCGACGACAUGACUCGCAAGCCACGCAUCACCCCUCAGGCAGCGCCGCCUCAUCGUGACGACUACGACACGGAGGAGGAGAAGAUGCCGGAUCCGUGGAACGCCAUCGGCAUCAUCGGCAUCCGGGUCUACUCCAAGGACGAAAACCUUGAGCUUCGCACCGUUAUGGAGGGCGGCGAGCUUCUCGAGGGCGGCAUGGGCGAGAAGGGAGCUGCUGAUCUGGACGAUGCCCAGACAAAUGCCGCGGGUGUGCGAGCCGAGGAGAAAGACGGCGCAGACACGGCGAAGAUGGAGGGCGAGAUCGCCUCGUACCCUCCGGUGAUUCGAAAGGACGGCACCGAAAUCGACGUCGACGUCGAAGGUCAGGAGAAGAACUCGGCCAUCAAGAGCCUGCUCCACAUCGACUCCAUGGACUCAACGCGGAUGAACACGCCCGAGCCAACACCACUGGAAUCGGACAAGCAGCUCGAGCGGUCGUGAGUUAGACUCAAGACGGCCUGGAUAUUAGUCCGGGUAUUUGCGAUUAGCUAACCCCAUUGUACACGAAUUUCGAGGGGAUAUUAUGAUGACGGAAUGAACUGGAAAGAUUGCGUUUGCUUGCGACAUUGGGGUGGUGUUUUAUUACAGGGUGCUUCAGGAUUUCUCAGCUCUUUACACAGGAUCGCAGGCGAGACGACAGACACGAUAAAAUGCAUGACGUACAGAGACGACCGAUAGGAUACAACUCAACCGAUUUUUAAUGAAUUUUGCAACGUCUA